UGUUAACUUUGUACAUUGCAGAUAAACCUUAGACUUUUCCACAACAUCACCACCAUGCCACUUUCCUCCAUGGAUUUUCUAUCAAAAAAUCCAUAUCUUUUUGCAGCUUUGUCUGCAUCUUUAACUCUUUUGAUGAUUCAAUUUAUGUGGAGAAAGUUGAACAAAAGCAAUAGCAUGAAGAAAAAGAAGAAGUACCAUCCUGUUGCUGGAACUGUAUUCAAUCAGAUGAUGAACUUCAAUAGGCUGCAUCAUUAUAUGACUGAUCUUGCAGGGAAAUACAAAACAUACCGAUUGCUUAACCCUUUCAGAAAUGAAAUUUAUACUGCAGAACCAACUAAUGUUGAGUAUAUACUCAAAACCAAUUUUGACAACUAUGGAAAGGGUUUGUACAACUACCACAAUUUGAAGGAUUUACUUGGAGAUGGGAUUUUCACUGUCGAUGGCGAGAAAUGGCGCAAACAAAGGAAGAUAUCAAGUCAUGAAUUCUCCACCAAGAUGUUAAGGGACUUCAGUACUUUCAUAUUCAGAAAGAAUGCAGCAAAAGUUGCAAACAUAGUGUCAGAAGCUGCUACAUCUAAUACUAAGUUAGAAAUCCAAGAUCUUUUAAUGAAAUCAACACUUGAUUCAAUUUUCCAAGUUGCAUUUGGAACUGAACUUGACAGCAUGUGUGGAUCAAAUAAAGAAGGAAAGAUUUUCGCUGAUGCUUUCGAUAUCGCAAGUGAAUUAACCCUUUAUCGUUAUGUUGAUAUUUUCUGGAAGAUGAAGAAGUUUCUCAAUAUUGGAUCAGAGGCCACAUUAAGAAAGAAAACUGCAAUCUUAAAUGAGUUUGUCAUUAAGCUAAUCAAUACUAGAAUUCAGCAAAGGAAGAAUUUAAAGGAUGAUUCUGUUAGAAAACAAGGAGAUAUACUCUCAAGGUUUCUGCAAGUGAAGGAAUAUGAUUCAACAUACUUAAGAGAUAUAAUUCUAAACUUUGUUAUUGCUGGGAAAGACACAACAGCUGCAACACUUUCUUGGUUCAUGUAUAUGUUAUGCAAGUAUCCUGAAGUGCAAGAAAAAGCUGCCAAAGAAGUGAGAGAAGCAACAAACACAAAAGGAAUUAGUAGCUGCACUGAGUUUGUGUCAAGUGUAACAGAUGAAGCUAUUGAAAAGAUGAAUUAUCUCCAUGCAACACUCACAGAAACUCUUAGACUUUAUCCUGCAGUUCCUGUGGAUGCAAAGAUAUGCUUUUCUAACGACACAUUACCGGACGGAUAUAGUGUAAAGAAAGGAGAUAUGGUGGCUUACCAACCUUAUGCAAUGGGGAGAAUGAAAUUCAUAUGGGGUGAUGAUGCAGAGGAAUUUACACCAGAAAGAUGGCUUGAUGAAAAUGGCAUUUUUCAGCCAGAGAGUCCUUUCAAGUUUACUGCUUUUCAGGCUGGUCCUAGGAUAUGCUUAGGAAAGGAGUUUGCUUAUAGACAAAUGAAGAUAUUCUCAGCUGUAUUAUUAGGUUGUUUUCGCUUUAAAUUAAAUGAUGAGAAGAAAUAUGUGACUUAUAAGACAAUGAUAAAUCUUCAUAUUGAUGGUGGUGUUGAAAUCAAAGCCUUACACAGAGAUUAGAAUGGAAAAUAUGCUCAUUUUACAUUUGAUGGAUUUGUGCUCAAAACCUUUAGCAUACAUAAAUAUAAGUGUAACCAUAUUUAUAGGUGA
Messenger RNA from Cicer arietinum (chickpea), 1686 nucleotides. RefSeq names its product cytochrome P450 704C1. Lineage: Eukaryota; Viridiplantae; Streptophyta; Magnoliopsida; Fabales; Fabaceae. The record is from RefSeq and is a predicted model, not a curated record. Gene Ontology annotation, molecular function: heme binding; oxidoreductase activity, acting on paired donors, with incorporation or reduction of molecular oxygen; iron ion binding.